AUGGAAUUUAAUGAAACAUACUUUCCCGGAUCAGUAAGUCUUUUGGAUCAACUGGACAAAAAAAUGUUAGUAAUUCUGCGAGAUGGAAAAACGUUGAUUGGAUAUUUGAGGACAAUUGAUCAGUUCGCAAAUUUGGUUUUGCAUGAGGCUCUUGAACGGAUAUAUUUUGAAAAAUAUUAUGGAGAUAUAGAUCGUGGUGUUUUCCUAAUUCGUGGAGAGAAUGUUGUUUUGGCUGGUGAAAUUGAUGAAGAGAAAGAAAAAAGGGCAGACUUAAUACGAUUGCCAGUCGAGGAGAUUUUGGCAAUGCAGCGCCAAAAAGCAGAAGAACAAGCGAAAUACGAAGAAGCAAAAAAUAGGAUAUUGCGAGGACGUGGAUAUGUGAGUGCGUUACAAGAUAUAAUGACUGAAGAACAAUACUGA
This is a messenger RNA of Dracunculus medinensis (Guinea worm), 420 nucleotides long. The record is from the annotation of a GenBank genome assembly. Lineage: Eukaryota; Metazoa; Nematoda; Chromadorea; Rhabditida; Dracunculidae.